GAAACCACGUGGUCAAAGUGAGUUUAUAAUGCGCACUGAAUGCUGGGAAAUAAGAGAAACUAAUAAACUGAAAUAAUUUCAAACUUCCUUCGAAAUAAUCUUUAAGGAAAAUAGCUUUAUUUCCCUCUCCUCUAAAUUUCGCUUGCAAUAUCGAGUCUAAUUUUUAUUGUUUUGGCUUUUUAUUUUCACUUUACGAAAAGAUUUUGUGGCUGAGAAGGCUUAGAUGAAAAUCUCCCAUGAUCCCAUGUAAGCUUGAUUUACUCUCAAGAUGGCGACAGCUUCGAGAGCUGUCCAAGCGAUUCGCAAUUUUCUAAUCGGCAAAAGACUCACAGUUUCUUCUCGUUAUGCUUACGACCAAUCUGCAAGAACACAGCCAAGUCCUAACAUCCCAGAUGGUCCAGCUCACAAACUUAGUCACAAUUACUACUGUGACCGAGAUCUGCGUCGAGCUUCAAUGCCACCAGUUAUAUUGUAUGGCCAGCAGAAGCUGUUAGAAGAGGCUACAGAGAAAGGUGGAGAAGGAGUCAAAUCACUAGCCACAAAAACUCCAGGAAAAGUGUUCAAUCCAGAUCAGUGACUGCUUGUGAAAAAAAAAACUAUCACAACUGGGAUAAACAUUUAUUUGUAUUCAAAAAUUACUUCUUUUUCUUUGAACUCAUGAUUUUCCUCUGAACUACCAACAGUAAUUUAUCAGAAAUAAAUAAGCCCAAUAUUUUUUUGCUGGGCAAAGUCAGUACUA
Molecule: messenger RNA, 739 nt
Organism: Pocillopora damicornis (cauliflower coral)
Lineage: Eukaryota; Metazoa; Cnidaria; Anthozoa; Scleractinia; Pocilloporidae
Product: NADH dehydrogenase [ubiquinone] 1 alpha subcomplex subunit 7
Biological process (GO): ATP synthesis coupled electron transport; mitochondrial electron transport, NADH to ubiquinone
Cellular component (GO): respiratory chain complex I; mitochondrial inner membrane
Source: RefSeq, a predicted model, not a curated record